UCAUUAAGCCAGAGGGUGUCGCGGACUUCGCCGCUUUCCAACACUAACCGGUCCGUUUGUUUGCGUGGGCGGGCGACAAUUUCCAACAACUGUGCGAAUAAUAAAUAAGUUCGGAUGGGAAAAUGUUUGGCCCAGGGCAGUCGGCGUUAGUCCUGACCACAGCACAAUGUCCGAGCGUCGAGGUGUGCACGAGAUACCCGGGGAGUACCAGCCAGUGCCCCAUCAGCCCAGCCUAGGAGGAGAACCAACUGUGUCCUCUUCGUGCUGCCGGCGUCCCAAUUGCAACUAUCAAAUCCGGGAUGGACAGAAGGUUUGCUGUUGCUGCGGCCACGGCUACAUCAUACCCGUGUUCAUACUCUUCGUCCUGGUGCUGAUUGUCCUGCUGUUGCCGUGGGAGACCAUCCACCGAAACGAGACCGCAAACAGCCCCGUGCCCGUGGACACUCCGUUGCCAUGCCAACUCGAGCUAGUGGAGAGCCUGCCUGUGGGUUUGAACUACAGCAACUAUGAGGGUAGUCACCCCCGUCUGAGGAGCACCUUCGAGGCUUGGCAGCUGCUACUGGGCAGGGCAAAGACCUCGCUGGACAUAGCCGCGCCCCACUGGACUCUGCGGGGCGUGGACGUCAACGACAGCAGCACUGAGCCCGGCGACCACCUCUUUCAGCGCUUGCUGGCCAACGGGGAUGCUGGCAGGCCGAAACUGCGCCUGCGAAUUGUGCUAAAUCGUAGCCAGGACAGUGUAUGGCAUGCUGAUGCCCGAAUCCUGUCUAACUACGGAGCAGCGGAUGUCGUGGGAAUUAACUUCCUGCAAUCGAAGCUAUGGCUGGCGGACGGCGAGAACUUCUAUCUUGGCAGCGCCGACAUGGACUGGCGUUCGCUCACUCAGCGCAAGGAGCUCGGUGUGCUGGGCAGGAAUUGUCCACAUAUGGCGCAGGACCUGGCCAAGAUAUUUAAGUCCUAUUGGUACCUGGGAAGCAAUGAGGUGCCUGAAUACUGGCCCUGGAUCUACCACACGCAAAUCAACCAGCGUCGACCGCUCCUCCUGAACAUAAACAAGAACCACACGAUGCGUGCCUAUGUGGCCACUUCCCCACCUGGACUAUCGCCCACUGGCAGGAGCCUCGAGCUGGAUGCCAUCAUAGGAGCUAUCGACAGGGCCACCGAAUUUGUAUCCAUUUCUUUGAUAGAUUACUCACCAAUAUUGAGAACCGGCAAGAAGGUGGAAUAUUGGUCCUACAUCGACAAUGCCCUGCGGAAGGCUGCUUUGGAGAGGAGUGUGGCCAUCAAGCUGCUUAUUUCCUGGUGGAAGUACUCGGAUCCGAGCGAGGAUUACUUCCUGAGAUCUCUGCAAGCGCUUAACAAGAUGCGGGAGGAGGUGGACAUAGAAGUGCGCCGCUUCGUGGUGCCCACCAACGAUGAGCUGGAGAAGAUCUCCAGCGGAAGGGUCGCCUGCAAUGCGUACCUGGUAACCGAUGAAAUAGCAUUUAUAGGCUCUGGCAGCUGGUCGGGCGAGCAUUUUAUGUAUUCAGCGGGAAUGGGGCUUCUCCUGCAAGACAUGGACUCCAACAACAACAGCCUGCGCACGGAUUUGCUGGCCAUUUUCCAGCGGGAUUGGUUCAGCCCCUAUGCUGUGCCCCUGAAACCGAAUUUGCGAAUUUGA
Molecule: messenger RNA, 1660 nt
Organism: Drosophila kikkawai
Lineage: Eukaryota; Metazoa; Arthropoda; Insecta; Diptera; Drosophilidae
Product: 5'-3' exonuclease PLD3
Molecular function (GO): catalytic activity
Source: RefSeq, a predicted model, not a curated record